Molecule: messenger RNA, 330 nt
Organism: Colletotrichum aenigma
Lineage: Eukaryota; Fungi; Ascomycota; Sordariomycetes; Glomerellales; Glomerellaceae
Gene: ALTA12
Product: 60S acidic ribosomal protein P1
Exons: 4
Coding region: 1-330 (109 amino acids)
Biological process (GO): cytoplasmic translation; translational elongation
Cellular component (GO): ribosome; cytosolic large ribosomal subunit
Molecular function (GO): protein kinase activator activity; ribonucleoprotein complex binding; structural constituent of ribosome
Source: RefSeq, a predicted model, not a curated record
AUGUCGACCGCCGAGCUCGCUUCUUCCUACGCGGCCCUCAUCCUCGCCGAUGAUGGUGUCGAGAUCACUGCCGACAAGCUCCAGACCCUGAUCAAGGCUGCCAAGAUCGAGGAGGUUGAGCCCAUCUGGACCUCUCUGUUCGCCAAGGCUCUUGAGGGCAAGGACGUCAAGGACCUGCUCUCCAACGUCGGCUCUGGCGGUGGUGCUGCCCCUGCCGCUGCCGGCGCCGCUGCUGGCGGUGCUGCCACCGAGGCUGCCGCCGAGGAGGCCCCCAAGGAGGAGGAGAAGGAGGAGUCCGACGACGACAUGGGCUUCGGUCUCUUCGACUAA